AUGAACCGGUUGAAACAGAUGGGCAAGAUCCAGAGGCGACUGGAGGAGGUCAAGAACUGGUCAUCCCGACUGGCCAAAGCAGAUUUUAGCCACAACGAGAGUGUGCGGCUGGCCACCGAUGCCCUCUUGGACGGCGGAGUCCAGUCCUACUUCAAGGCCUUGGAGGAAGAAGGAGAAGUGGACUUCUUGUCUUCGGAGGAAGCGCACUACAUCGAGAGGAAUGCCAAGGAACCUUACUAUGCCAACGACACUCACGCCGACGGAGAAGCCGGGCCAAGGCAGGCGAACGAUGCCAGGUCCGUACAAUCAGGGACAUAUUUCCCGCUCGUUUCAGAGGGCAGUGAGCCGGCCCUUUUCCACACAUGGAGCACGACAGAAAAGCCCUACCUGAAGGAGAAGUCGAGCGCCACGGUGUAUUUCCAAACCAACAAGAACAGCAAUAUCAGAGACCUCAUACGCCGGUGCAUUAACAAGACCAGCCAGGUAUUGGCUAUUUUGAUGGACGUGUUCAGCGAUGCCGAGAUAUUCUGCGAUGUCUUAGAAGCCGCGAACAAGAGAAAGGUCUUCGUCUACCUGCUGCUGGACCACAGCAACCUCCAGCUCUUCACCGAGAUGUGCGACAAACUACAUGUCACAGAAGAUCACUUCAAGAAUAUUUCCGUGCGAAGCGUUACCGGAGAAGUUUAUUGUGCUAAAUCGGGCCGGAAAUUCUCAGGGCAAAUCCAAGAAAAAUUUAUCAUCUCAGACUGGAGAUAUGUUCUGUCUGGUUCAUACAGCUUCACAUGGCUAUGCGGCCAGGUCCAUCGCAACUUCCUCUCCAAGUUUACCGGCCAAGUGGUGGAGCUGUUUGACGAAGAGUUCCGGCACCUCUACGCCACGUCCAAGCCCGUGGCCGGGAUGAGGCCCCCACCGCACACCUCGCCCAUCUUGAUCGACGAGACCACAGUGGCUACUAAAGGCAGCCUCAGCGGUGGCAGCAACCAAAGAAGAACCCACACCCGGUCAGAUCUAUCCAGCGGCCCGUCGAUCCGCAGCUCCUCGCCCCCCAAGCAGCCUCCCGCAACUCCUGCUUACAAUGGUCAACCGCUUUCUCCUCCUCCACUCAACAGAGUCCACCCUUUCCAGGGCUACACCACGUUCAAGACAACCCCGCCGUCGAGCGGCGUCCAGGUCAACUACUACCAGCGGCAGUACAUCACCGAUUCGCCGGCGGUCCUUUAUAACAACAUGAACCUCUACAGGUCCUUGAGGACCUGGCCAGAGGAUGUCAACAGGGCUCAGCUGAACCCAGUCUGGAGGUGUCUUCACAAAGCAAACUUGAUUAGAUGA
Messenger RNA from Euleptes europaea (tarantolino), 1329 nucleotides. RefSeq names its product family with sequence similarity 83 member A (gene SACK1A). The record is from RefSeq and is a predicted model, not a curated record. Gene Ontology annotation, biological process: epidermal growth factor receptor signaling pathway. The coding region runs from base 1 to 1329 and encodes 442 amino acids. The transcript is spliced from 4 exons. Lineage: Eukaryota; Metazoa; Chordata; Lepidosauria; Squamata; Sphaerodactylidae.